CUCUGCUGAAGCAGCUGACACCGCAUCCGAACGCGAAGACAUUGUGCCAGAGCUGGGUGGAUCACCACUGUUUUCUUCUGAUAUGUAGGAAAGAAGCCGUUUUGCUUCUCCCUAUGGCUCUUUGAGUAUGCGAUUUCCGAGCUCCAUCUUUGUGUCUGUCUCCCUGUUUACUGCAGAGACGACAGCAGCCCUGUACCUGAGCAGCACGUACAGAUCUGGGGGGGACAAGAUCUGGCAGGGGUUGACUCUCCUCUUCGCUCUGGUCCCAUCUGUGCUGGUACAGUUUACCCUAACGUUCAUUCACAGGGACUUGAGCAGGGAUAGACCUCUCGUUCUGCUGCUGCAUAUUUUGCAGCUGGGACCUUUCGUCAGGUGUUUGGAAGCUUUUUUCAUCUAUGGCUAUGCUAAUAAUAUCGAAGAGCCAUAUGUUAGUAUUACAAGGAAAAGGCAGAUGCCCAAGGAUGGCUUUUCAGAAGAGAUUGAAAAAGAAGUGGGUCAGGCAGAGGGCAAGCUGUUUACACAUCGGGCUGCUUUCGCCAGGACGUCAGUGAUCCAAGCCUUCCUGGGGUCAGCUCCUCAGCUCACUCUUCAGCUCUACAUCUGUGUGCUGCAGCAGUACAUUUCAGUUGGACGAGGUACAUUGAUGAUCAUUUCCCUGCUGUCGAUAGUGUAUGGUGCCCUUCGUUGCAACAUUCUUGCCGUAAAGAUCAAGUACGACGAUUAUGAAGUUGAGGUGAAGCCGGCAGCGUAUCUGUGCAUAUUCCUGUGGAGAAGUUUUGAAAUUGCCACCAGAGUUGUGGUCCUGGUCCUGUUCAGUUCAGUACUCCAGAUAUGUGUCCUCCCGGUGGUGCUCUUGAACUUCUUCAUCUUCUUCUUCUAUCCUUGGAUACUGUUCUGGCAGAGUAAAUUCCCUUUCCCGGAAAACAUUGAGAAAACUCUGACAAGAGUGGGCACCACGAUUGUGCUGUGUCUUCUUACGUUUCUCUACGCCGGAAUCAACAUGUUUUGCUGGUCGGCAGUCCAGCUGAAACUCAGUGACCCUGACUUAAUCAACAAGUCGCAGAACUGGCACCGGAUGGCGGUGUAUUACAUGCUGAGGUUUAUAGAGAACGCCACUCUCAUUCUGCUGUGCUGUGUAUUUCAGACUGACGUCUACCAGUACGUAUGCACUCCUUUGCUUGUUCUGCAGCUGCUGAUUGGAUACUCCAUAGCCAUCUUUUUCAUGCUUGUGUUCUACCAGUUCUGCCACCCCUGUAAAAAGUUAUUCUCCUCCAGCAUUACACAAGAGCUGUGGGCAUGCUCUCACAUCUUUUGUCUGCUUUGCAAGCGACCAAACCCACGGUUGCCGCCAUCCAGCACUGCUGACUUUGCAAACGAUACACCAAAUGAGUCCCAGAAUGGGAAAACCAGUCAGAACUUGUCUGUUUACCCUUAAACACAUAAAUCCGAUUCUCAUUUAGAAAUGGCCAAUUUGAAAAGCAAACUAAAUUGCUUCAUAAGAUGAAGGCAAUAAUGGCUAUGAAUGCUGCAUCACCUUGCAUUUUCAGACACUAUCACCAAAACAAGUUUUUACUUUCGAAGAUGAAUUGAUUAACACAAAUGAGAAGAAAUCAACGAUAUAACAAUACUUCACUAUGUAUUUAUUUUAUCCCAGUCACUCACUGACAUGUUGUACAUUCCCAGUUUACUUUGGAACCUCCAUCAUCAAGUUAAAUCCCAUCAGAAUAACCAAUUACUUUCCCUAAUGGUCUGGUCACUCAGGUACUGUGCAGGUUGCAGUUCAACCUUGACAAUGCUGAACACAAAAUGAACCCCAGGAAGCACUAAUGGUUCUCAAGAGGAAGCUUCUGAAAGUUGAACUAUCUAGCUACCAAAAAUAUGUAUAAAAAUACAUUUUGCCUUGAUCUGCCAUUCACUGAAACCCUAGGAUGUGAAUGACAGUGGG
Molecule: messenger RNA, 1945 nt
Organism: Polyodon spathula (Mississippi paddlefish)
Lineage: Eukaryota; Metazoa; Chordata; Actinopteri; Acipenseriformes; Polyodontidae
Gene: xk
Product: X-linked Kx blood group (McLeod syndrome)
Exons: 3
Coding region: 128-1435 (435 amino acids)
Cellular component (GO): membrane
Source: RefSeq, a predicted model, not a curated record